AAUAAAUUACUAUUUCUAACUCGUGCGUACAUUUUUCUCCGCAUUUUCCCUCUUUGAAAACCUAAAUUAACAAAAUUUCUCGUCGUUUCUCUCAAUUUCUUCGUAAAAAUCCAAGAAUUUGGUGAAAGAGCGUAGAAAAAGGGCCCCUUUUUUGCGUUUUCUGGUCAAAUUUUCCUGAAUUUGGGGACCAAAGGGUCCAAAAAUCGGAUUUUUCUCCGUGGGGGUUGGGUUGGAUGGGGAGAAACAAGAAGUGGAAUAGUGUGAUUUGAAAUUGCCAUGUGGAAAAGAUGAGUAUCUGAUUACCGGAUCACUGCGAUUAUGAAGUUCAAUGUUUACAAUAGAGCAAUAUGAAGGUUAACUGGUUAAGAAAUGGAUGAAGGGAGAGAGGAGCUUUGUUAGAUCGCUUUCCUGUAGCACAAUGAAGUGCUUGUGCUCCGGGGAGCAGCUGAGGGCCGAUGAAAUGAUUCGCUCGUCUGAGUCUGCGGCCACAAAGGAUUCCCUAGAUAGCGGUUACUCCUCUGUGAACGGUGAGGGCGAGCAACGGCUCGACACUGGCAAUAUUGAAGAAGCUGAAUCCUCGCUUCGCGAGGGUGUCUGCCUUAACUACGAGGAAGCGAGAGCUUUACUUGGCAGACUGGAAUACCAGAGAGGAAACAUAGAGGCUGCGCUACAAGUAUUUGAUGGAAUAGACUUUUCUGCAAUAGCUCCUAAGAUGAAGAUUGCCAUUGCCAAAAAAAUAGACCGCCGCAAGUUUCGUUCAGCCUGGGAUGCACCGCCAAUGUCGUUGCAUGCCGUUAGCCUGCUUAUCGAAGCUAUAUAUCUUAAAACAAAAGCACUGCAGGAUCUUGGAAGGUUCAAAGAAGCUGCUCAAGAAUGCAACAUAAUAUUGGACACCAUGCAACCUACAUUACCUGAAGGCUCGCCUGUGAACUUUGAUAUUGACUGUAAAUUACAGGAAACAGUAUGCAAGGCGGUGGAGUUGCUCCCCGAGCUAUGGAAAUUAGCAGGUUUUCCACAAGAAGCGGUUACGUCAUAUCGGAGGGCCCUUCUUGGUUACUGGAACCUCGAUGCUGAGAGCAUUGCUAGAUUACAGAAAGAAUUUGCUGUGUUUCUUCUCUACAGUGGUUGUGAAGCAAGCCCUCCUGACCUUCGCUGUCAAAUGGAUGGUUCUUUUAUACCUAGAAACAAUAUGGAAGAAGCUGUUCUUCUUUUGAUGAUUCUCUUGAGGAAAUUCGCUCUCAAGAGGGUAAAGUGGGACCCAUCUGUCAUCGAUCAUCUCAGUUUCGCAUUGUCGGUUUCUGGGCAGCUAAAGCCUCUUGCCGACCAGGUUGAAGAAUUAUUGCCCGGUGUUUUCGAGAGGAAAGAGAGAUAUUAUACUCUUGCAUUGUGCUAUCUAGAGGAAGACGAUAACUUAGUUGCUUUGAACCUACUGAGAAAGCUAUUGAGUGCAAAAGGAGACCCUAACUGUCUCAAAGCAUUAUUGCUAGCUUCCAAAGUUUGCGGGGAGAAUUUUGCUCAUGCAGAAGAAGGUGCUUCCUAUGCACGAAGGGCUCUUGCGAAUUCGCAGGGAGGUUGUGAUCAAAUUGUUAGUGUCGCAAAUUGCUUAUUGGGUAUUUCUCUUUCAGCUCAAGCUAAAUCUUGUGCUUCUGAGACAGAGAGAGUUUCUAGGCAAGCGGAAGCUCUUGAAGCGCUAGAAAAAGCUGAAAAGACGAUGCGAAGAACCGACUAUAGGAUAUUAUGGAAUCUCAGCUUAGAGUAUGCUGAACAACGGAAGUUAGAUGCAGCAUUUCGUUAUGCAAAGCUGCUUCUGAAAUUGGAAGCUGGAUCGGAAAUCAAGGGAUGGGUUCUGUUGGCGCGAAUAUUGAGUGCACAGAAACGGUUUGCUGAUGCUGUGACUAUAAUCAACGCCGCUCUCGAUCAGACUGGAAAAUGGAGCCAGGGAGAGCUGUUGAGGACGAAAGCAAAAAUUCAGAUCGCACAGGGGGAACUAAAAAAUGCGGUUGAAACAUAUACCGAGCUUCUUGCUGUUAUUCAGCUAAGGAUUAAAAGCUUUGGUGCAGGAAUGCAGUUUUUGAAGGGUGGUAAGGGCGAUAGAAGGUUGGAGGUAGAGAUUUGGCAUGAUUUGGUUAAUGUCUACCUACGCAUGUCACAGUGGAGGGAUGCGGAAGUUUGUCUCUCCAAACUAAAGGCCGCCAGUCCUUAUUCUGCUUCAAGAUGGCAUGCAGCAGGGCAGUUAUAUGAAGCAAAGGGUCUCCACAAAGAAGCGCUUGAAGCAUACGGGAAAGCAUUAGAUGUAGAACCUGCACAUGUGCCAAGCUUGGUUUCCACAGCGAUUGUUCUUCAGAAGCUUGGUGACCGACCACUAGCUGUUGAGAGAAACUUCUUAACUGAAGCCCUGCGGCUAGACAGAACGAAUUAUGUUGCUUGGUUAAAUCUAGGUCUACUUUGUAAAGCUGAAGGUGGCAGAUCAGAGCUUGAGGCUGCCGAGUGUUUUCAGGCUGCUGCUUUUCUCGAAGACACUGCACCAGUCGAGCCCUUCAGAUGACUACUGUUAUCUAGUGGUGAGAAAUUACUCUGUAAGCCACUGUAUACGAACUGACAGUAUAUUAUUUUCUGGAAAAUAAUAUUAUUUUCCUGGCUGGCUUGAAAUUGCAGCUCCAAUUGGAGUUACAUCUUAUAAUGUUUCAGCCAUUUUUUCCUUUAAUGCCAGUUGAUCUCCAUACUAAUGAUGGCUAGUUUAACUUGUAAAAUGAAGCUCAUUUAAGGAUGAUUUGUAGCGACAAACAAGUUGUAGGUUGUGGUCCUUGGGUUGUUGGGGAGCUCUAAUAGUGAAAUAUAAAUAAAAAAAAGACAAACUGAGAUGUGCGAAGUGUUUUACACAGAAAUUAACUUAUGACUGGGAUUGGUAGAAUUAUUUUACUAUCUUCACAUCACAGAUAGUGUGGAUUAA
Molecule: messenger RNA, 2950 nt
Organism: Ananas comosus (pineapple)
Lineage: Eukaryota; Viridiplantae; Streptophyta; Magnoliopsida; Poales; Bromeliaceae
Product: protein NPGR2-like
Exons: 6
Coding region: 374-2545 (723 amino acids)
Molecular function (GO): protein binding
Source: RefSeq, a predicted model, not a curated record